Molecule: messenger RNA, 858 nt
Organism: Sodiomyces alkalinus F11
Lineage: Eukaryota; Fungi; Ascomycota; Sordariomycetes; Glomerellales; Plectosphaerellaceae
Exons: 3
Coding region: 449-784 (111 amino acids)
Source: RefSeq, a predicted model, not a curated record
AGCCAACAGAGCCACCAUCAAGUCUUCUCUUUGGUUUAUGGUGCUCGUCUACCGGCCAUGGAGGCCGGGGGCAGAUUAGUGCAUCAGCUAUCGAUUUCGAAUUCAAAUCAAAGCGCGUAAUGCGUUGAUCUGGUAAAGCUUUUCCGUGGAUAGGCUUCCCCGUAACCAGCCCCGCCAACUUAGCUCCUCUGUCGUGCAUCUUGUUAUAUAGAUCGAAGUUCAGUGGAAAGAUGUCCCAGAUCCCCAAUCGCGCUUCUUCCUGCAACCUCUUCCGUACAUCUAUACACCAUAACGGAGAGUCGCUUGAAAGACAUAGCUGUGGUUAGGUAUCAAUUCGAGUCACCUUCAGCGCAAACCCUCCCACAUAUUGGCCUUGUUUCCUUCGCCUGAUCCAUUCGAACCGCCCAAAAAGCUCCAAAGCGUGUUGCUCGUUGCUUAACUGGAAAACAUGGCCGGCCGCAUUGACCUCGUGGGCAUCGUAACACCGAAGCCCGGCCACACUGAGAGGUUCAUUGACCUAUUCACCAAAUGUGCCGAAUAUGCCGAGAAGAAUGAGCCGGGUACUCUGACGUACCGCUACCACCGCGGGGACAAGGCCAAGAACGAUGGCUUGGAAGAGCUGGUGAUACGCGAGACCUACGAGAACCAGGCAGCCCUAGACAAGCACAUGACUUCGCCCCCAGUUCAGGUUAUCAUGAAAGAGCUCGAGGCAGGAACCCUCGUUGAUAAAGUAAAGGUCAUUCACAUAACCCCUGGAGGAGGCGUCCAGCGGGCCAAGAUCUGAGGUCACUGGGCAUAAACAAGCAUCGACCUCGUCGUGUAUAUAUCAACAUAUAUGUAGGUAUACAAGUUGUAUUG